This is a messenger RNA of Hipposideros armiger (great roundleaf bat), 4421 nucleotides long. It is a transcript of the gene EGR4, whose product is annotated as early growth response 4. The record is from RefSeq and is a predicted model, not a curated record. The transcript has 2 exons. Gene Ontology annotation, molecular function: DNA-binding transcription factor activity, RNA polymerase II-specific; RNA polymerase II cis-regulatory region sequence-specific DNA binding. Gene Ontology annotation, biological process: regulation of transcription by RNA polymerase II. The coding region runs from base 1727 to 3175 and encodes 482 amino acids. NCBI's taxonomy places the organism in Eukaryota, Metazoa, Chordata, Mammalia, Chiroptera, Hipposideridae.
GGCAUUAAGUCAACUAUAACACAAAAUAAAAUUAAAAAGAAAAACUUUUAAAGGAUGAGAAAAAGGCAGAGAGAAAACCACAGCAGAAGAGAGAGGCGAUCAGGAGAGUAGACAGUCUUCUUUGCAGGAGUUGACUGACAUGCAGCCAAGAUUCACAGCCUCCUUAAUGAUAGGGAUUUUUUUGUGUGUUUUUUUUUAAGUUUUUCAGAAGGAGCCCAAUUAUUCCAGGUACUAAUUCCAGGGAAAUGCAUCCUGUGGGUCAUCUCUGUGUUGCUGGGAACAACAUUCCUAGAGUAAAAGUAUUUAUAUGAAGGCAGAAAGAAAGGUCUACAAAAUUAUUUCAAAAUAAACCUGUAGGUGAGUGCCGAGGAAACAGGAAUUGGCCUACUUCUCUGGAAGUUGCCAGUUGUAUCAACUUUUUACAUACCAUUUGAUCCAAAUUUACACUCGUUGGAAUUUAUUUCACAGAUAUAUUCACUUGUAUAUAGUCAAGGAUGCUGAUACAACAACACUGGUGAAAGCAAAAAGUUGGAAACUUCCUGUAUGUUCAUAGAUAGCAGACAAAUUGACCUCCUUUACAAUGGAAUACCAUACAACCUUAGAAAAGAAUGACCAAGCUUUUUAGGUUUGGACAAUCUCUCAGCUAUUUUAAGUGGGAAAAAUUACAUCGCGGGACAGUGUGAAUGCUUGUAUACGCAUAAUUUUUUCCUGAAAGAUUACAUAAGAAACUUAGAUGUGGCUACCUCAGGAAAGUAGGUAGGGUAAAGAGAGACUGACUUUUCAGUUAAAAAUAUACCCUUCUCUACUACUUUUUCUCUUACCAUUAUCAAGUAUUAUGGUCUUUUUCAAUUUAAAUGUUAUUUUUCCUAGAAUAAACUAAAAAAAAACUUUUAAAAAAAAAAAAACAUAGGUGUGAGCAUAUAAUGGCAAUAUUCUUUCUGGUUUACUGCGUGCCCCUGUACCUAAAACUUAAUAAGCUCUAACCCAAUUACUCUUUAUAGCAAAUUUAUGAAGUAGACAUAAAUUUGUAGACGUAUACAUGCAUCUCUCCAUUGUACAGGUGAGGAAACCGACGUUCAGGGAGAUUAAAUGAUACAGUAAUUGACAGAGAUCGGGUUUGAACCCCAAACCGUGGAAUCCCAAACCCACGCGGUUUUCCCUCGCAGUCCUUUGGCCUCUGCUUCCAGGCGGGAAGUGCACUUACAGGACGACCUGCACCACACGGUGCAGCGCCCCAGUCAGGCGCACCCGCGGCCCCUGCGUGCACAGGGCUUUACGCUUCGGGAGCGCGCGCACGCAGCGGCGCGGGCUCGGCGGCGGCGGCAGCAACGACGUCACAGCCCGAGCUUUCCUUUUCGGGAGUCCCCGGCACACAUCCUGUGUCCAUGUUUGGGCAUUUACGUCACGGCGGCAGGGACGGGGCCUCCCGAAAUGGCAGUGGCCCCGGGAGUCGGAAGCCCUGAGCUAGCGCAGCCGCUGCUAUAUAAGUGGGAGGGCCGCAGGUUGGGGGAGCCCGGCUGAGCUUUGGAGACGCGAGAAGCAGCCGCCGGAGGCCGGUCCCAGCAAACAAGGGCGCCUCGGCCCCCUAACCCGUAUCCCAGAGGUGAGCUCCCAGGUGCCUGAGUUUGCGAGGCGCAAGGUUCCCCGACUGCGCGCCUCCCCUCCAUCCGCGCGCCCCCAAGCCCACCGGGCGAGGCCCCGGGCGCCACGCAGUCACCGCCGCGCCAUGCUCCACCUUAGCGAGUUUUCCGACCCCGACGCGCUCAUGGCCAAGUCCACCGAAGGCUGUUGCUCCGAAACCAGUACCGAAGUGUCCCGGCUACCCGCCAGGGACGCGCCCGCGGCCGUUGGCUACCCCGGAGCAGGAGACUUCUUGAGCUGGGCAUUGAGCAGCUGCGGCGCUGGGGGUGACUUAGCCGACUCCUGCUUCCUGGAGGGGCCUGCGCCCACGCCCCCUUCGGGCCUCAGCUACAGCGGUAGCUUCUUCAUCCAGGCAGUGCCCGAACACCCGCACGACCCGGAGGCACUCUUCAACCUCAUGUCGGGCAUCCUAGGCCUGGCACCUUUCCCCGGCCCUGAAGUGGCAGCAUCCCGGUCUCCGCUGGACACCUCUUUUCCCACAGGCCCCGACGCCUUGCUGCCGGGUCCGCCGGACCUUUAUUCCCCGGAUCUGGGCGCUGCCGCCUUCCCAGAGGCGUUUUGGGAGGCCUCGCCCUCGGCUGGCGCCCCCUCACAGUGCCUGUAUGAGCCUCAGCUCUCCCCACCCGACGUCAAGCCAGGCCGCCGAGCUCCUCCGGCCUCUCCAGCGUUGGACACUGCCUUGGCCUUCAAAGGUCCCUACGCUCCCUGGGAGCUGCUUUCAGCCGGGGCCCCAGGGAGCUGUGGGUCACAGGGAGGCUACCAGGCCGCCUCUGAGGCCCGUUUCCCCCCAUUGGAAGCCAAGAUUGAAGAUGUGCUGUCCAUCAGCUGCCCCGCGGAGCUGCCGGCUGGCCCGGCCAACAGACUCUACCCCACUGGGGCCUACGACGCUUUCCCGCUGGCCCCGGGUGACUUAGGGGAGGGGGCUGAGGGCCUCCCGGGGCUCCUGACCCCUCCUAGUGGGGAGGGAGGGAGUAGCGGCGACAGUGGAGAGUUCCUGGCCGGUACACAGCCUCAGCUUUCCCCGCUGGGCCUCCGCAGUGCCGCUGUGGACUUUCCGAAACCUCUGGUGGUGGACAUCCCUGGGAACAGUGGUGUGCCUGAAUCUCCAGCGCCGCCAACCCCAUUCCCCCCAGCUAAGGCACGGCGCAAGGGGCGCCGGGGUGGCAAGUGUAGCGCACGCUGCUUCUGCCCGCGGCCACAUGCCAAGGCCUUUGCUUGCCCGGUGGAGAGCUGUGUGCGCAGCUUUGCGCGCUCCGACGAGCUCAACCGCCACCUGCGCAUCCACACGGGCCACAAACCCUUCCAGUGCCGCAUCUGCCUCCGCAACUUCAGCCGCAGCGACCACCUUACCACACACGUGCGCACCCACACUGGCGAGAAGCCCUUUGCCUGCGACGUGUGCGGCCGCCGCUUCGCGCGCAGCGAUGAGAAGAAACGGCACAGCAAGGUGCACCUCAAGCAAAAGGCGCGCGCCGAGGAGCGGCUCAAGGGUCUAGGCUUUUACUCGUUGGGCCUCUCCUUCGCCGCCCUGUGAGGGGAAAACAGGUUUGUAGUUUGGGGCGCCGCCGCUCCAGCUCGUACGAAAAGACCUGGCCCGCCCCCUUCCCCCUUCCCCCUUCCCCACUCUUCCCGGCACGCCCCGGGGCCGGCCUCUGGUCCGGCUUGCAAGUUCCCUGGAAGAGCCCGCUGCACACGCUCCGUUCAGCACCAGCUCUAUGGACAGCUCCCGCCGUCUGGGCGCUGUCAACCGCGCUUUGGGGAAGUCCUCUCAGGCCACCCACUGAGCAGGCACUUCCUUGGGACUCAAUACAGUCUUUUGUAACAGGCGCACGCCCCACGCCGUCCCCUACCCCAUCCCCCACCCCAGAGACAGGCUUGGGCAGCGCCGAGCCGGUCUCGCGCGGUAUUUUGUAUAGCAAUGUCGUUUCCAGCAGCCAUUGGAUGUAACGUUUUGCUUUGGGGUUAUUUCCUUUUUGUUGUUAAUUUUUUGUAAAGCAGACGCUACUCUUAAGCAGUUGGCAAAACUGUUUAUUUUUGCAAUUAAAAUUAUUGUGCUAAAAGCUUACUGAAUCUGCCAUCCAAGCUCCUGACCCCUUCCCCCAACCACACCCCCAGGUGAAUAUGUGCUAUUAGAAAAGAAAGACCCUCACACUCAUGGAGUCAUUAUGCACCUACUGUCAGGCAAUGUGGCACAUAGUAGGCAUUCAAUAAAUAUGUACUGAAUUAACGAAUGAAUUUAAUCACAGCUGACCCAAGGGCUCAAGGUGUUUUUGGAAUUUGAGAGUGGUUGAGAGGCUUAGGUGUUAAACAUUAUGCAUAUAUUAUCCUCCUUAAUCCUCACAAUCCUGAGUGCAGCAGUCAUAUACUCCAUCUCAGAGAUGAGGAAGCAAAGCAGGUAACUUGCUGGGCAACCCAGCUAGGAACUGACAGGGUCAAACUCAGAUCUGUCUGGCUCCAAAGCCAGUGUUUUCUUCCCAACCCCAGAAUGGUGGUAACUUGGCUUAAUAGCACUGUUUGGAAAGCCUUCCUACCAAGAGGUGAAAUAGGUUCAGCAACAAGAGGGAGCCCCAAGCAAUAGUGUCAGCAGCAGAAGACUGCAGUAUUUCAGUGCUGUUUGUGAACACUGUUUGCUGUUCGCGUUGAGUGUCACAGAGGCUCCAGCAAGUGGCUAUGUAUCUGUAUGAGGAUCACAUGCUGUCAGGGCCAAGAAGAACUCAGCAUACUCUAGACCAGCGGUUCUCAACCUGUGGGUCACAACCCCUUUGGGGGUUGAACGAGCC